CCAAACCAAAGCAAAACAAACUCUGUCUCUCUUGAAGCUCCCUUUCAGUCACUUCUUUCCCUUCAAUCCUUCUCUUUUCUUUUCUCAGAGUUUCGAUCCUCUGCUCCCGCUUCUACGAUCUUCCUUCCUAGUUUCGCUGGUGACCGUCGAUUUCCUAUCCUCAGUCUUUCUUAAAUUCCUCCAUCACUUCAGUUUUAAGCUCUUACGUUUCCGUGAACCGUUUCAGCUUUGGAUUCGAUCGGAUCAACUUUGUUUACUUCGUAAUUCAGCUUCUCCUGUUUCUUUGAUUCUUUUUUUCUCUUUCUCUGCAGUUGCGCAAGGUAGCUGCAAUUUUGCUUUUGGAGCUUAGCCGAUUCUUAAGAGAAGAGUAGAAGGGAAACGGAAACCGUAUCUCAGGGCUCAAAGUAUCAAGGAAUUGUGUUAAAAUUUUCCACUUCUGACUUCUAGGAACCAACGUGGGGAACAUACUAUCUUGAUGUGAUCCUUCUAAGAAGUUCAAAAUCUAUAAGAAAAGAUGGUGAAACAUCGCCUUAGAGACUCUAUCAAAUCUUUGUUUGGAAGUCAUAUUGACCCUAAUAAAGAAGAGCUCCACGUAGCUAAAGCAGAUAUUGAAGACAAAGUGAAAGAAAUAUUGAAACUUAUUAAAGAUGACAACCUUGAAGAGGAUGGUACCCCAGUGCAACUUUCCAAGAGAGAACCACUUGUUGAACUGAUUGAAGAUUUCCACAAUCAAUACCAAUCACUGCAUGCGCAAUAUGAUAAUCUAACUGCUGAGUUAAGGAAAAGGAUCAAGGGCAAGCGAGAAAAUGGGAGUUCUUCAUCCAGCUCGGACUCAGAUUCAGGUUCAGAUUAUUCUUCAAAGGACAAAGGCAACAAAAACGGACAACUGGAAAAUGAAUUUCAAAAGACAAUCGAUGGCUUAAAGCAAGAGCUUGAAGGGGUGCAUGCAGAAGUGGCUGAAUUAAAUCGGAAGUUGACAAUUUCACAUGAAGAGAAUGCUGAACUAAGUAAACAAGUGGAUAUUGCUGGCAAAAAAGAAGCUGAACUGAGUCAAAGAUUGGAAGAGUUGAAGAUAGAAAAAGAUAGUUUGAUCAUGGACAAGGAGACAGCUCUCCAACAGAUUGAGGAGGAGAAGAAGAUUACUAAUGGCCUCAAAACCCUUGUUGAUCAACUGAAAGAUGAGAAAUUAGCUCUUGGCAAAGAAUUAGAGGCAGUUACGGGUGAACUUUCCGUUCUCAAACAGCAGUUGGAACACGGAGAACAGAAAAUGACAGGUAUAAGCCACAAUCUGGAAGUUGCUGAGGAAGAAAACAAAUCUUUAAAAGAGCAACUUUCACAGGCUUCAAAUGAGGUUCAGCUGGCUCAGAGUAGAAUACAAGAAUUUGUAGCUGAAUCAAGUCAGUUAAAAGAGAAACUUGAUGAGAGUGGAAGGGAAAUUAAUGCCUUUACUCAGAUGCAUGAAGGUUUUCAGAAAGAAUCCUCAAAUCGUAUUGGGGAACUUGAGGCACAGGUCACCAACCUGGAGUUGGAGUUAGAAUCACUGAAAAACCAGAAAAGAGAUCUAGAAGUACAAAUGAAGAGCAGCAACACUGAAGCAAGGGAGCUAGGAGAGCACAAUUCAGGCCUACAAAACCAAAUAUCACAACUCGAGUUGAAGUCCAAAGAAAGAGAAGAAGAGCUAUCUGCUAUGGUGAAGAAACUUGAAGAUAAUGAGAAUGAGUCAUCUUUGAAAAUUUCAGAUUUAACAUCUCAGAUAAACAAGCUGCUAACUGAUAUUGGGACACUACAUACUCAAAAAAAUGAACUCGAAGAGGAGAUAAUUUUUAAAAGUAACGAAGCUUCCACUCAAGUGGAAAACAUUACAAAUGAGGCGAAUGCAUUAAAGCAAGAAGUGACGUCCCUCCAGCACCAGAAAUCUGACUUGGAAGCUCAGUUAGAAGAAAAAGUCCACGAAAAUUCCAAGAAUAUGAUUGAAAUGCAAACUCUGAAAGAGGAAAUUGACAGAAAAAUCCUUGAACAAGAGAGACUUCUGGAAGACAGAGAAAAUUUAGCCAUGCAGCUAAAGACAUUGGAAUCAGAGAUGAACACCAUUCAGAACAAAAACAGUGAAGCUGAAGAGCAAAUAAGGACUAAAAGCCAUGAGAUCAGUCACAUGAAACAGGAAAUGUUGGAGCUACAUGAAAAAAUAGCAGAAAUAGAGAAGAUAUCAACAGAUAGAGAAUCAAAUUUGUUGAUUCUCCGGGAUAAGUUUAUUAGCACAGAGCAAGCAGUUUCGGCUCAGAUAAUGGCCUCCAGUGAACAAAUUAAGAAUCUUGAACAUGAUUUGGCAUCACUGCAGAAAGAGAAACAGGAAUUAGAACAGCAGUGUGAAAAGCUGAAGUUGGAGGUGGAUUCUAUGCAGAACCAAAAGAGUGAAGUUGAAGAACAAAUGAGAACUAAAAACCAUGAGAACUCUGGACUACGAGAAGAAGUUUUGGGAUUGCAGGGAACACUAGCUGUGCUGGAGAAGGCAUUAGCUGAGAAAGAGACAGAGCUUUCCAGUUUACAGGAAAAGCUUCAUGAAAAAGAGAGCGAGGCUUCAGGUCAAAUAACUGGCUUCAUAGCCCAGAUUGAUAAUCUAAAACAUGAUGUGGUGUCCCUUCAGAAUGAGAAACGGGAAGUAGAACAGCAGUGUGUAAAUCUGAAGAUGGAGCUGGAUUCCGCACAAAACCAGAAAGUUGAAGUUGAAGAGCAGUUGAGAACUAAAGACCAAGAGUACACGGAACUGAGAGAGGAAAAAUAUGGAUUGCAGGGUACAAUUACUGCACUACAGAAAACGUUAGCCGAUAAAGAGGCAGAGCUAUCCAGUUUGCAGGAAAAGCUUCAUGAAAAAGAGAGCGAGGCUUCAGGUCAAAUAACUGCCUUGACAGUCCAGAUUGAAAAUCUAAAACAUGAUUUGGUGUCCUUGCAGAAUGAGAAACAGGAAGUAGAACAGCAGUGUGAAAAACUGAAGGUGGAGCUGGAUUCCUCUCAAAACCAGAAGGGUGAAGUUGAAGAGCAGAUAAGAGCUAAAGACCAUGUGAACACCGAACUGAAAGAGGAAAUUUCGGGAUUGCAGGGAACAAUUACUGCACUGGAGAAAAGAUUAGCUGAGAAGGAGUCAGAUUUAUCCAUUUUACAGGAAAAUCUUCACCAAAAGGAGAGUGAGGCUUCUGCCCAAAUAUCUGCCUUCAUAGUCCAAAUUGAUGAUCUGAAACAUAAUUUGGUGUCCCUACAGAAUGAGAAACAAGAAUUAGAACAUCAGUGUGAAAAGAUGAAGAUGGAGGUGGAUUCCACACAAAACCAGAAGGAUGAAGUUGAAGAGCAAAUCAGAGCUAAAGACCAUGAGAACACUGAACUGAGAGAGGAAAUUCUGGGUUUGCAGGGAACGAUUGCUGCACUGGAGAAAACAUUAGCUGAGAAAGAGUCAGAGUUGUCCACUUUACAGCAAAAGCUUGACGAAAAAGAGAGUGAGGCUUCCGGACAAGUAACUGCCUUCACGGCCCAAAUUGAUGAUCUGCAGAAAGACUUACUUUCCUUACAGAAAACAAAAGAAGAAUUGGAGCUCCAGCAUGAAAAAAUUAGUCAAGAACAUGCAGAAAGCCUUGUAAUGGUAGAGAAUGAAAAGAAUGACAUAUCAAGCAGGUCUAUGGAUCUUACGAGAACACUAGAAGAGCGAGAAGACUCAUAUCAGAGGUUAAAUGAAGAAUAUAAACAAAUUGAUGGUUUGUUUCAGGAAUGCGUUGUCAAGCUUGAAGUUGCAGAGAAGAAAAUUGAAGAAAUGGCAGCAGAGUUUCACGAACGCAUUGAGUUGAAAGAUCAGAAGGUAGCUGAUUUGGAACAUACAAUAGAAGACCUAAGAAGAGACCUAGAAGAGAAAGGAGAUGAAAUCAGUACUUUGCUUGAGAAUGUUCGGAUGCUUGAGGUUAAGCUUCGUCUGUCAAACCAGAAGCUUCGGGUCACAGAACAAUUGUUGAGUGAGAAAGAAGAAAGCUUUAGGAAGACUGAGGAAAAGUUUCAGCAAGAUCAGAGAGCACUUGAAGACAGAAUUGCUAUUUUAUCAGCAAUAAUAACUGCCAACAAGGAAGCUUUCGAUGGAAUUGCCUCUAAUGUCAGAGAGUGUGUGAACAGUGUCAUGACUGGCAUAGAAAUUGUAAGCUGUCGAGUUUCUGAUGACUGCAAAAAUUACGAGGAUUGUGUCUCUAACAUUUCACGCGAGCUUGAGAUUGCAAAGGGGCAUGUGAGGGAUAUGAAUAAGGAAAAAGAGCAGCUAAAGAGAGACAAAAGCCAGUUAUUGGAGCAACUGCAAGUUAAAAAUGAAGAAGAAGUGGCUUUGAGGAAAACAGUUGAGAAGUUAGAGGCAAAGAGUAGCAAGGAGGAAUCAGAGAAGAUGAAUCUGACAACAACUGUAGAACAACUAAAGAAGACAGUUAGUGGGCUGGAGAAAAUGAUGAAAGAGAAAGAGGACGGUAUGUUGGACUUGGGAGAGGAGAAGAGGGAAGUCAUCAGGCAGCUGUGUUUGUGGAUUGAUUAUCAUCGCAGUCGCUAUGACUAUCUCAAGGACAUUCUAUCAAAGACUCGCGGUGGCCAGAGAGCAGCAUAAACCCUCAUUUUUCUACGCAGCUCGUUCAACUAGGUAUGCAUCAUGUCAUGGUCGUUCAAUUUCUCAUUACCUCAUUUUUUCAUGUCAAUUGAUUCUUUGUUCUUUUUAUGUGUGUGUCUGUAAUUCAAUUUGUCCAGUAUCAGGAGCAUCGUGUAGAGCUAGUUUUGUUCCUCUUGAAUUUUUUUGAAUUGAAUAAUGUUACAGAGUUUUCUCCUUAAUCGUUCACCGUAAAUAUUCUGAAAAAAGAAA
Molecule: messenger RNA, 4870 nt
Organism: Vigna unguiculata (cowpea)
Lineage: Eukaryota; Viridiplantae; Streptophyta; Magnoliopsida; Fabales; Fabaceae
Cellular component (GO): cytoskeleton
Molecular function (GO): structural constituent of cytoskeleton; actin binding
Source: RefSeq, a predicted model, not a curated record